This is a messenger RNA of Saccharomyces cerevisiae S288C, 381 nucleotides long. RefSeq names its product RNA binding protein SNU13 (gene SNU13). Gene Ontology annotation, molecular function: RNA binding. The transcript has a single exon. Lineage: Eukaryota; Fungi; Ascomycota; Saccharomycetes; Saccharomycetales; Saccharomycetaceae. Gene Ontology annotation, biological process: ribosome biogenesis; rRNA processing. The record is from RefSeq and is marked reviewed. Gene Ontology annotation, cellular component: ribonucleoprotein complex; nucleolus. Bases 1 to 381 code for a protein of 126 amino acids.
AUGUCUGCCCCAAACCCAAAGGCUUUCCCAUUAGCCGAUGCUGCAUUAACCCAACAAAUCUUGGAUGUCGUUCAACAGGCUGCUAACUUGAGACAAUUGAAGAAAGGUGCCAACGAAGCUACCAAAACUUUGAACCGUGGUAUCUCCGAAUUCAUCAUUAUGGCUGCUGACUGUGAACCUAUUGAAAUCCUAUUGCAUUUACCAUUACUAUGUGAAGACAAGAAUGUUCCAUAUGUCUUUGUUCCAUCUAGAGUUGCUUUAGGUAGAGCUUGUGGUGUUUCUAGACCAGUUAUUGCUGCUUCUAUUACCACCAACGAUGCUUCUGCUAUCAAGACCCAAAUCUACGCUGUCAAGGACAAGAUUGAAACUUUAUUAAUUUAA